AAGGCGUCGAGGACCUAUGACGUCAGGGUCGGCUCGCUAGUGUUGUUUUUUUUCCGCCGAUAGCUAACUUGCUUUUUCGCGCGAAAAAGAAAAUGGGCGGGAUGUUACUAGGUGAAGAAGAGACAUUGAAGCUGAGGCAGCUGUAUCCUAGGAAAUAGGAUAUAAUACAUAUGAUAAUCCAUGAACUUGUUUAUGCUAACUAUUUUGUGGAACUGGUGAGCUAAGGAAAAAUCCAGAUCUCUACAAUGCAGAGCAACAUAAGAUCAUUCUUCCAGCCUCUGGCACGAAUAAAGUCUGAAAAAGAAAAAGCAGAAGACAGCCACAUGGAAGAUGUGCUUAUUUCACAAAAGAAAUUAAUAAAUGGUUCAGAAUUCGGUGAAGACUUCCCGGUGAAUUCUGCAUCAAAAAAAGUUGCUAAGGUCCUUAAGAGUGAUGAUGAAGAAGAUUCUGUGGAAUUAGUUGGAAAGGAUGCACAAGCAGAUGACAACAAGUUGAGCCCUGACUGUGUUUCUGAGCAAAAGAUCUCUGAAGAGAGCAUCUCUCCAAGUACCAGCCCAACUACCACCAGUUCAACCAUAUCUUUCAAUAUCCCAAGGCGCAAAACUGCCCGCAAGCAACUUUCUAAACGUAAACCACAGGAAGAAGACAACAGUUAUAAUUUCCAUGAAAGCCGCAGUACCAAACGAUGGAAGGAAGACCUUGAUAGAGAUGAUUCUAAAGAUAAAACUAAUGAGAAACCCAUGGAAGUGGAAGAAGUGAAAAGUGAAAAUGAAAAAUUGGUGCAGUAUAAAACAGACAAAAAUGCAAAGGAAAAAGAAAUCUCAGAUUCCUCUAAGCCAUCCAGAAAGUCUAUUUCUAGUUUUUUUGGUAUGUUUGAGAUGUACCAUCAUUUCUGCAUUGGAGUAAGACCAGUAAGAUAACCAAGAUUAUCAUUAUUGGGAUGAUUUUUUAAAAAAAAGAACUCCAUAAACCUGUCUUUUUUUAAUUUAGGGGUGCAGAAGAAGAUAGUUGUUUAUAAGAAAAGAGAUAUAAUAGAAUUAAGGUGGCAUAUUAAGAGAAAAACUAAUUUCAUAUACUUCCUCUAGGGGCCUGAACUAGUGGUGACUGAUAAGGAAAGAUACUAUAAUUGGAUAGCUGAAUAACAGCAUUGUAUCCAGUUACUAUGGGAAGAAAAUAAUCUGUUGGUGAUAAUUAGUAAAGAAAUUGCAAAUAAAAUACCAUAUAAUAACUUUCAAACAAUUAUGAUAUUAUUGCAAUUAGAAUACUCUGUACAAUCUAGUCACAUCUCAAAAAUUAUAUUGAAGAAAUAAAAAGGAGUACUUUAUCUAGAACCUAUCUAGAAAAGUUGAAAAUGUAUAUUCCAUAUUAACAAAUGCUUUACAGAAAUUAGGAUUAUUUUUAAUAUUCUACAACAUACAAUAUAGAUAGUCCUUGACUUACAACCACAACUGGGACAUAACAUAAGCAUCGGGGAAAGUAUGAGACAUUUAAGUUUCUGAGGCCAUCAUAACUUCAAACCAUUGUUAAAUUAAUAAUCAUAAGUUAACAACUAGCCAUAAAGAGAAAAUAUGCCCACAAACCAGCAAUUCAUAUAAGUGAGAUUAUCACAAUUCUUACCUCCUUUAUAAUUUUAGGGGGGAGACUACUUUUUUAGCUGGUAACAGAUUCUGUUUAAUGAUUUUGAUUUUAUCCCUGACUUGAAGACCAUAAUAGGAACCAGAAAAAUUAUUAAGUAGUGCAGUCAUUAAGUAUGGCAUCACAUGAUUAUAUCUGAUCUUGAUAUGACCUUUCUUUUUGUUUUUAGUCCUUUAUUACAUGUAAGUAUUUAAAAAGCAACAUGGUGGCUUUUAACAUGGGUUAAUAAUUCAAUAACAUACAAAAAUCUUUAGUACAAAUCUCAAGUUAA
Messenger RNA from Crotalus tigris (Tiger rattlesnake), 1906 nucleotides. Its product is annotated as DNA ligase 1-like. The transcript is spliced from 7 exons. Lineage: Eukaryota; Metazoa; Chordata; Lepidosauria; Squamata; Viperidae. The record is from RefSeq and is a predicted model, not a curated record. Bases 246 to 920 code for a protein of 224 amino acids.